Messenger RNA from Brassica rapa (field mustard), 2483 nucleotides. RefSeq names its product patellin-2. Gene Ontology annotation, molecular function: lipid binding. Lineage: Eukaryota; Viridiplantae; Streptophyta; Magnoliopsida; Brassicales; Brassicaceae. The record is from RefSeq and is a predicted model, not a curated record.
CAUUUUCUCUCUUCUUAUUUCUUUUUAUAAAAAGCUCUUCUCUUCUCUCUUCCCUCUCAACAUUCCAUCUCUUUUCUCUCUUUCUCUGAUCAUUGAGAAGUCCGAAUCAAUCAUGGCUCAAGAAGAGAUACAGAAGCCUGCUGCUUCAACCACCACCGCUCCUGUUCCGGCAAAGGAGGAAACUCCUGUUGUGCCGCCGGUUAAGGAGGUUUCUGCACCUGUUACUACGGACAAAUCAGUGACAGCGCCUGCUCCUGAGUCCAAGGAGGAGAAAGUUGUGUCUGAGAAAGAGGCCCCCGUUACGGUGACGGAAACAGAGGUUACGGUAGAGGAACCGGAGGUGACGGUGGAAAAGGUGGAAGAGAUCAUGACGGGAAAAGUGAUCGCGCAUACGGAAUCGUUUAAGGAGGAAGGCUAUUUGGCUUCAGAGUUGACGGAAGCUGAGAAGAAUGCGUUGGCGGAGUUUAAGGAGAUGGUGAGGGAAGCUUUGAACAAGCAUGAAUUCACCGCUCCACCGGCGAAAGAAGAGACAGUGGAGGAGAAGAAAAGAGAGGAAACAGAGGAAGUGGCUGAGACCAUAACAGAGGAGAAAUCUGCUGCUCCGACCGUCGUAGAGACCAAGAAGGAAGAAACAUCCGCCGUUCCUGCUCCGGAAGAGACUAAACCAGCUGCUCCCGCCGCCGCAGAGAUCAAGAAGGAAGAAAAACCAGUCGCUCCUACACCAGUAGAGUCAAAACUGGCUGCUCCGGUCGUAACAGAGACAAAGAAGGAAGAGACACUCGCCCCGGUAGAGACCAAACCGGCUGCCCCGGUCGUCACAGAGACAAAGAAAGAAGAGGCCAAACCGGCUGCUCCGGUCACCACUGAGACAAAGAAAGAAGAGAAACCUCCGGUCACCACGGAGACCAAGAAGGAAGAGAAACCGGCUCCAGUAGAGACCAAACCGGCUGCUCCGGUCACCGCUGAGACCAAGAAGGAGGAGAAACCGGCUCCGGUAGAGACCAAACCGGCUGCUCCGGUCACCACAGAGACAAAGAAAGAAGAAGAGAAAGCAGUCACCUCUGCCCCUGUAGAGACCAAACCAGCUACUCCAGUCACCACAGAAGUGGUAACAAUCGAGAAGGCUUUCGCAGCUGAACAAGAAGAAGCAACCAAAACCGUGGAAGCAAUCGAAGAAUCGAUCGUCUCGAUCACUCUUCCAGAGACGGCUGUCUCGGUAGAGCCAGAAGAAGUCUCGAUCUGGGGCAUCCCACUUCUGGAGGACGAAAGAUCCGACGUAAUCCUCCUCAAGUUCCUCCGAGCUCGCGACUUCAAGGUCAAAGAAGCCUUCACCAUGCUGAAAAACACGGUCCAAUGGCGCAAGGAAAACAACAUGGACGAGCUCCUGGCAGAAGAUCUCCAAGGGGCCGAGUUCGAGAAGAUGGUGUUCACUCACGGAGUUGACAAGCAAGGACACGUUGUGAUCUACAGCUCGUACGGUGAGUUCCAGAACAAGGAGAUUUUCUCAGACAAGGAGAAGCUCAACAAGUUCCUCAAGUGGAGGAUUCAGUUCCAAGAGAAGUGUGUGAGGUCUCUUGACUUUAGCCCCGAGGCUAAGUCCUCGUUCGUGUUCGUUAGUGACUUCAGGAACGCGCCAGGGCUCGGUAAGAGAUCAUUGUGGCAGUUUAUAAGACGUGCCGUUAAGCAGUUCGAAGACAAUUAUCCAGAAUUUGUGGCUAAAGAGCUGUUUAUUAAUGUCCCAUGGUGGUACAUUCCUUAUUACAAAACAUUCGGGAAUAUCAUUAUAUCUCCAAGGACAAGGAGCAAGAUGGUCCUUGCUGGUCCAUCCAAAACCGCUGAAACCAUAUUCAAAUAUGUAGCUCCUGAAGUAGUCCCGGUUAAAUACGGUGGACUCAGCAAAGAAAGUCCAUUCGCUGUUGAAGAUGGAGUCACCGAGGCCGUAGUUAAAUCCUCAGCUAAGCAUAUCAUUGAAUUGCCUGCUUCCGAGGGUUCCACGCUCUCGUGGGAGCUUAGGGUUUUGGGCGCGGACGUGAGCUAUGGUGCACAAUUUGAACCAACCAACGAGGCAAGCUACACCGUGAUCGUCUCUAAGAACAGGAAAAUCGGUUUAACUGAUGAACCUGUGAUAACCGAUUCUUUCAAGGCGGGUGAACCGGGAAAGAUCGUCAUUACGAUUGAUAACAAUACGUUUAAGAAGAAGAAGGUGAUCUACAGGUUCAAAACGCAAGCAUAAGACAUAUGUCCCUAUCUUGAAAAGAAAUAUGGUUAUUCGGGUCAAAUUUUAAUUAAUUUAAAUUAGAAUUUUCAUUUGUUUAUGUACUUUUUGAACCUCAAAAGGGGAUUGUGUUUUGUUGAUGCUUUGAUUUGGUUUGGUGAUGGGAUUUUCUUUUUUUUGUUAAUGAUUCCUAUAUAUACAAAUGUUUGUGUGCGGAGAUGUGAUUACUUGACAAUUUUCUUUUGUUUCGAAAAAAUAUUUGAUACUU